UUAAAAUUAAAUUAAUGAAACUAUAAAAAAACAAAAACACAAAUUGGCUUACUUUUGGGGAUUUUUUGAUUUUCGGCAGUGUUGUUGCCUAAAAGGCACAACUUAAAUGGCAAAUGCUUGUUGAACAGUUAAUAACGAUAAAAGUGGCGAAAAAAAAACAAAUAAAUUAGUAAAUAAAAUAUUUAUUUACAGUUACCGAACAAACUGUGAUUCUCCACAUUAAAAAAGAAAUUACAAUAAUAAAAAAUAAAAAAUUUUUAAGCAAGGAAAAGAGCCUUGUGUUCCACAAUUUUUGUACUAAACUAAAAGCAAAAAAAAAAAAAUAAUAAUAAUAAAACAAAAUCCACACUAAGGAAAUAUCCUCCCAUCGCUUAGCAAAAAAUCAUACUCUCGCAGAAACACCUAACACACGCCACCAACAACACGAAAUAAUUACUAUUUGCCUGUAAGCCACGCCUAAACCAGCGGCAAUAGGUCCUGGCCCAGGAGUGAGAGAUUUUUUAGUUGCCUGCACGCUUAACACGCUUAGAGAGAUCCUUGCAUGCACACACACACCCACACGCAUACAAACAGCCUUUGCAUGUACCACAUGUACACAUGCAUGUAUGCAUGUAUGUCUACAUAUGUGAGUUGUUGAGAACGCGCGCGCCUUAGAGCAAACUGUGCAAAAGAGUCAGUAAGCAAGCGAGAAGCGAGUGAACGCCUACAACGCGACUUAAAAUGCGAUAAAGACUCAAAGUGAUAAUCGUAAAUGUAUGUAUUCACAUUGAUAAGGAUUGACUCCAACAACAAAAAUCAGAACAACAAGCGCAACUAGAGUACCGAAACAAACAGACAACAAAAAAAUCACCAGCAACAAAAAUAAAAACACACCAACGCUGAGUGAAAUAUAUUAAAUUUGUGUUAAAAUUAUGAAAAAUAAAUACAAUAAGUAAUUUAAAAAACAAAAACAAAAAAACUUAAACCCAACCAUUCACAUGCUACCGCGUACGAGCGUGCAAAUACGAAAAUUCAAUAAAAAUCACUUUUAGUGUCCUUUUUUGCUUUUAAAGUAUUUCGAAAUUACAAAUCAAAGGAAAUUUUAUAAACAACAACAACAACAGCAAACACACUUAGCCAGCCAAAAUGGCAUCAUUUGUCUAUGCAGUUUGGAGUAUUACCAAUGUCGCCUCGGUGCAUUGUGCUGUGCGGCCCGAACUGUCGCCCUGUACCUGCGAACCCAUCUAUGCCGAUAACUAUGUGGAGCUGUCGUGCGAGAAGGUGGACUCGUUCCAUCAGAUUGUGGAUGCUUUGUCGAAUAAAUUUGAACCGGAUGUUAAUAUAAGCUUAAAAAUAUCACAUUCCCAACUGGAGGAUCUGGAAAUGCGUUCGUUUAUGGAUAUGAAAUUGAAGCUGGUGAAGUUACGUAUGCAAUGGAAUUCAUUGAAAUCGGUGCCUGAAUUACCUUUUCGAGGGUUAUCAAAUGUGGAAUAUCUGAGUAUUGGCGACAAUGAACUCGAAGAGAUCCCUAAGCACAUGCUGAAUCACAUGCCAAUUGUGAAAACAUUCGAUAUGGGCCGUUGUCGUAUACGUUCGGUACUGCAGGACGAUCUCAAAGGCACACAAAUGGUGGUGAAUCUCUUCUUGCCCAGCAAUAACAUAACACGUUUGGAUAAGGGUGCAUUCCCCACCAGUCUGGUCACUCUGCAUUUGGGUCGCAAUCAAAUUGAGCAUCUCAAUGGAACGCUUCGUCAUUUGGAUAAAUUGGAAUCGCUAUUUAUAAAUAUGAAUCGGAUUAGUAGUUUGGAUAAUGAAUUGCCGGAAUCGAAUCGUUUGAAAUUGAUUAUGGCGCAGAAUAAUCGCUUGGAGCUCUUGCCGGAGAGCAUGCGUUUCAUGCACAAAUUGGAGAAUCUACAUGUACAGCACAAUCUCUUGCGCACCUUCGAUGGCAUCUUUAAGCAUGCGCGGAAUUUGACGGAAUUUCAUGCGUUCAAUAAUGAGAUUGAAUAUUUGCGCCAGGAUGACUUUUUGGAAUGUCAGAUGUUGGAGGAUAUUGACUUUUCGGUUAAUCACAUUAAAUCUUUGAAUGGCUCACUCUUGCCGAUGAGUCGUUUGCGUCGUGCGAAUAUUUCGUACAAUGAAAUCGAAGAGUUCUCCAUGAAUGAGAUACGCGGCCUGGUGACUUUACAUUAUUUGAUAUUGAACAACAAUAAAAUUAAGCGCCUCACUGGCCAUCAGGAGAAUAAUAUCGAUCAGAAUUCAUAUUUGAUUGAAUUGGUUUUGGAUAAUAACGAAUUGAAGUCUUUAGAUGGCGCCUUGAUGGGCUUGAAUAGUUUGAAGCAUUUGAGCGUGGCCUUCAAUCAAUUGGAACGUAUCUUGCCCGAGGAUUUCAUUGGCUUGGCGAAGUUGGAAACAAUUGAUUUAUCCCACAAUCAACUAUUGACAUUGAAGGAAAUGGAAAGGACUUUCCUUCCGAAUUUGAGUAUUCUGAAUGCCGCACAUAACAAUAUUACAAGAUUGGAGAAGGACUUCCACGGUUUACCAGUGCUGUGCAACGCCAACUUGACCAGCAAUCAAAUAUCGUCGAUUUCCUCGGAUUUAGUUUCACAAACGAGAUGCAAGAAUCACAAUGUGCCCAACAAGUUGGCUUUGUAUUUAGAUGACAAUCCAAUACUUUGUGAUAAUCGUCUCAACGAACUCUGUCCCAUUAUGCUGAAGCAGGAGACCGAAAUCCAUGGCAAGUCGCAGUGUUUCGAGAGUGACCAAGAGGUUUGCACCGUCUUGCCCAUGUUGUUUGUCAAUAACUAUCCACUGUUGAUACCAACCCAGCUGAGUCAACAAGUUUUGGCCAAUGCAAAGCCGGUCGUUAUAGUGCCACUACUCAAUCCAACAAUAAACAAUGCCGAUGAUGUGUUGCCACCGUUGAUUGCGCCUUUGGGAAACCCAAUAAUAAAACCAUUAAUAAUUGCAGCACCGCUACCAACACUUACAACAACUUCAACCACCACCACCACCACAACACCAUCAACAACAACAGCAACAACGACUACCACUACCACCACUUCGACAGUCGAACCGAAUGCUGAAGCUCAUGUGGAAACUUUGGAAGCGCCAACGCAACUCGUCGCAACUGCUUUAGAAACCAAUGAAACUGGCGGCGCUGGCGAAAGUGCUAUUACCAAUACCACAAUAACCACGGCACCGAACACAGCCAAGGAAAAGCCAAAUGCUAUUGACUUGAAUAACAACACGAUGGACAUAACGGUUGGUAAAGGCAAAGGCGCUCUUGCUGGUGCUGCUGUCGAUGGCGAAGGAGCGCCGGAAACAGCAGUUGAUGAUGUAAAAGAGAUACUCGGUGCAACAGGCGCACAAGACGGACCCGAAAAGCCUGCCGAACAAGCCAUUUCGGAAUUAACUAAAAUCAUUGGCUCAGCACCAGUUGCCUUGGCACCAUCGCCAAUCGCUUUCGAAGCAGUGGUACUGCCACCUGAAACAGCAUCGAUUGCGCCAUUAACUGAGUACGCCACGGUGGAGUAUAUACCAAAUUUGGAUGAAUUCCUACCGGGAAAUCGUCCACCGCCGAACGUGCUUGAAGAGGAUUCGAAUUCGAAUUCGGUGCACGAAGAAUUCCCAUCGGUCGUAUUGGCCGAUCUCGAUAAUGCACCGCAAAGUCUACUAACACCAGAUGAGCCACCCGAAAAUCCUUAAGCUCCCAUGCAGAGACGCACAAAUCGUACUACAUAUUAUGCAAUUAUACAUAUUAUUACAUUUUAAGUUUCCCCUCGCCCUAUCUAACUGUAUGUGUAUCCCUGUUCGCCUCUAUGUAUUGUGCUGUCUACUACUUGUCCACGCCCUUUGCAGGUUAAUUAUAUUUUAAUUUAAUUUUUGAUUAUCACAUUUAGUUUUAGUAGUUAUAGUUGAAAUUAAUGAAUAAUUAAUAUUAUUACGAAUAUGUUUGUAUGUAUGUAUAAUCGUUUGUUUCAAUUUACAUAUGUACACAUGCACAUACGAAAUCGAUCCACAUCACACACACACUCGCGCACACAUACCACAAAACUCAAAACUCAAAACUCACACAUAUCCAACUUACAUAAGUCCAAUUUGCACACACACACACACACACACACACACACACAUAGGCGCAUAACCGCAAACAUAAAAUACAUUCAAAGAAAUCCAAUGCAAAAACAAUCAUUAUUAAUGUUAAACAAUAUUUCAAGAUUUAAGUUAUUAUUAUUAUUAUUAUUACAUGUAUUUUUUAAUUUCAAGUGGCUGUUGCACUUGUUGUAGCGAUUAACGAAAAAAGUGGAGAAAGUAUGCGAAAGAAAAACGAAAAUGAAAGUAGUUCCAAAAAAAAAAAAAAAUUGUAGAGAAUUAAUUUGAAUUAAAUCCCCUUCCACAUAUUCUGAAACUCUGCACAGAAUUUAACAACGCAUUGUUGUGAGCGCCAUCUUGCCAGAGAAACAAAAUUUUAAAAGCACAAGUCAAGCGAGUAAUAGAAAUAGAAACAGUGCAUUUGUGUAGCAUGCUUUUAGGCGCCAGCUAUAUCACAACCGUGAGAUGUUACAUUCUGUACAGGGCAUCAGGAUUUGGUUAGUAAUGUAAAUGUUGAUUUAUUGUGACUAAAAUAUAAAUAAGUUUAUAUUUUGUGAUUAUACCAAAAUUUAUUCACUUCUAUAUACAUACAUAGUAUAUGUGUUUAGAGAUGUUUUACAUAUAAUAUUACCUACAUAUGUAUGCUUAUGAUAAAUUACGUUUGGUUGAUUUAAAUAGGAAUUCAUUAUUUUAUUGAAGAAAAAUAAAACAUAUAAACGAA
This is a messenger RNA of Ceratitis capitata (Mediterranean fruit fly), 4795 nucleotides long. RefSeq names its product insulin-like growth factor-binding protein complex acid labile subunit (gene ltl). The record is from RefSeq and is a predicted model, not a curated record. Gene Ontology annotation, molecular function: protein binding. The transcript has 5 exons. Bases 1126 to 3687 code for a protein of 853 amino acids. Lineage: Eukaryota; Metazoa; Arthropoda; Insecta; Diptera; Tephritidae.